AUGUUGCCUCUUCUAGCGCUAACAGCGCUUGCUGCCACAACCGCUUCAGCCAGCACAGACAUGAUCCAGCGCUUCAAGCAGAGUCCAGUCGAAUGGAUCUACCCUCCUCCAAGAUCAGGCUUCAACGCGAGCGUAGCAAAUUAUGCGGGGUGUGGUGAUAUGCCUGCUGGGUCACGCACGUACUUUCCGAUGUCCGGCGGACAGCUAUCAUUCAACUCUCUCACCGUCGCAGCUGACAUUUCGAUCCUUCACGUCGCUCAGAUCAACCCCGUCUCUUUCCACUCUUGGACAGCGUCGGGUGUCGAUAUUGAGGACAUGAGCCCUGGAGAGUUUUGCGCCUCUGCGCCAGAUUUUGAGUCCAGCUAUGAGGUGGGCGAUCAGUUGACGAUGAUCAUCAUGUACCAGCGACAAGAACUGAUGGUACUGAUCUUAGCUUUACGGCGACAAGACGGGCUAUUACGACUGUGCCGACAUAUUACCUUGGUCGAGACGUCCAACUAUACCGCACCCUCCUACACCUGCUCCAACACUUCUUCACUGCUUACGAUGGCUUCUGGUGUCUCAACCUCUGCCGGCCAGGAGAAAAGUGUCUACGCCAAUGGCACUUCCUCCUCUACCUCUUCCUCGGUGACGGUGACGACGACCGCGGGCGUCAGUAACGGGUCAGGUCUUAGUGCCGCAAAGGGAGGCGGUAUAGGAGCCGUUUGCGGGGUUGCCUUUGCCGCUGCGCUGGUGGGAGCAGCUUAUGCGCUGGGAUACUUGCCAUUCAAAAAGAACAGAGGGGAUCUAGAGCUGGUCCAUGAUAGUGACUCGAUGAGGUCCAACAUUCCAUUGAAUGGGACAAAGUUCAACGGGAAGAAGCAAGUGGUUUGA
Cryptococcus wingfieldii CBS 7118 is the source of this 873-nucleotide messenger RNA. RefSeq lists its product as hypothetical. The record is from RefSeq and is a predicted model, not a curated record. The coding region runs from base 1 to 873 and encodes 290 amino acids. Lineage: Eukaryota; Fungi; Basidiomycota; Tremellomycetes; Tremellales; Cryptococcaceae. The transcript is spliced from 4 exons.